AUGGUUCGACAGACGUUCCUUGCCCGGGUCGCACUGUCUGCUGCGAAUUUUAGCCAGAAAACUGGCUUCGGCCCCAAUCGUCUCUACAGGAAAGGGCUUCACUUUGUUGGAACUGAACCCGAUGCCUUGAAAUAUCACUUGUUACAAGAUAAAAAGCCAGGCGAACCAUACGGACUGCAAGGAUCAAACCAUUUGCUUCCAGGCACUGGCAAAAUACAUUCCAAAUUGCCUGUUAAGGUUCGAAUGAAGAAGGAUAAAGUCUACGCCUGGUGUAGCUGUGGAUACAGUGGGAAUCAGGUCAUCUUUUCUAGUCACUUGUUCUCCUUUUCCAUCUUACAUUUGUGA
This is a messenger RNA of Cooperia oncophora, 345 nucleotides long. Lineage: Eukaryota; Metazoa; Nematoda; Chromadorea; Rhabditida; Trichostrongylidae. The record is from the annotation of a GenBank genome assembly.